UUAGUUUUAUUUUAUUCAUCAUACGCGUAAGAUUGUGAGAAGUUUUCUUCCUCAUUGUUUCCAUAUUUUUGGAUGAAAAUAAUAUUUUGUUGAGAGCUUGAGGUAAGCCGAUCAACAAAGAAAGUGACGAAACAUAACAGCCAACAAAUAACAGCAAUUGUCUUUCCUGUGCGACAACCAGACAAGCAAACAAAGCACAAAAAUUCAAAAUGAAAGCAUCAAUCAUGUUAAUUUAUAGUGCAGCAACAAUUGUUUUAUUACACCAAUAUGUCGUUGUUGCCACACCAGGAAGUUUCACAGACAAAAUAUCCGACGUUGGACGUUUGGGCUUCAAAGCAGGCACUGGAAUAAUUAAGAAAGUUCCUGAUUUAAUACCAACACCGGAAAAUUUAUAUUCAAUAUCGAAACAAACAUUGAUUGGAUUGCCAUUUGAGCUAGUUCUGUCAGGAAUUGACAAGCUGUGCUCAAUCGCACUUUCAGCGAACAACAGCACCGAGUCGUUUAAACAACCGAAAAAUGAGGAAAUAAAUUACGUCCUAUUGACAGAGAAUGAAAAUGUUUCAAUUCCUGUAACCGAUUCUAUUCUUUUAUGGGCACAUGAGAAAUUUGAUCCAUCGAAAAAAGUUGUUGUGAUGAUAACAGGAUGGAAUUCUGACAUAGCUUCAGAAAAUACAGCAGCUGAUGAAUUAUGGAAGGCGUACAAGUCGCGAGGCGAUACAAACUUUAUCUUAAUUGACACAGCACGUUAUGUCGAUACGCUUUAUGCAUGGAGUGCAUUCAAUACACAAGAACUGGGAAAAGCUGUCGGUUUGGGACUUGCUGAGCUUAUAAAAUAUGUUCCACUUGAAAAUAUUCAUGUUAUGGGUCACAGUUUAGGUGCUCACAUUGCGGGAAGUGCAGGCAAAACAUUCCAACAAGAGACUGAUAAACUUUUACCGAGGAUCACAGCAUUUGAUCCAGCAAAGCCAUGUUUUGGAGAAGGUGAAAGUCUCCAAGGAGUUGGACGAGGUGAUGCAGAAUUUGUUGAUGUUAUACACUCAGAUGCCGGUGGACUUGGAAAACCCGAAGCUAUUGGAGAUGCAGAUUUUUUCCCAAAUGGAAUUGUACCGUUAAUGCCAGGCUGCUUUACGAUUUUCUGCUCUCAUUCAAGAGCUUGGGAAUAUUAUGCUGAAACGGUGUACAAAGGCAAUGAGAAUAACUUUAUUGCUAGAAAGUGUGGCUCACUUCAUUCAUUUGAAAUCAAUGCAUGCAUCAGACAAGAGGUCCCAAUGGGCUAUUCAUGUCCAACGACAACGAAGGGAAAUUUCUUCUUAAAGACCAAAAGCAAAUUCCCAUUUGGCAAGAGUAACAGCGAGUGAUGCCUUAAUGCUGACGGAUGUAAAAUGACGAGUAAUCGUCUCAACGAAG
This is a messenger RNA of Chironomus riparius, 1407 nucleotides long. The record is from the annotation of a GenBank genome assembly. Lineage: Eukaryota; Metazoa; Arthropoda; Insecta; Diptera; Chironomidae.